Endocarpon pusillum Z07020 is the source of this 720-nucleotide messenger RNA. RefSeq lists its product as uncharacterized. The record is from RefSeq and is a predicted model, not a curated record. NCBI's taxonomy places the organism in Eukaryota, Fungi, Ascomycota, Eurotiomycetes, Verrucariales, Verrucariaceae. The coding region runs from base 1 to 720 and encodes 239 amino acids. Gene Ontology annotation, cellular component: Swi5-Swi2 complex; Swi5-Sfr1 complex. Gene Ontology annotation, biological process: meiotic joint molecule formation; meiotic DNA recombinase assembly involved in reciprocal meiotic recombination; double-strand break repair via homologous recombination. The transcript has a single exon.
AUGCCUGCGUCCAAGCGGAAAAGGGGAGGCCAGAAGGCCACCUCAAAGAGAGCUGCAAAGAACACAGCAAAGCCUGAAACACCUGCAGACCCAGAGCCUGAUCUCCAACGCACUCAGCCAAGCACAUACACGGUUGAAUCCCUGCCAGAGGAGAAUGCUGCUGCCGAUCCAGCUGCAGAAAGUGCUCCCUCACCACGAAUCCUGGCUCCUCUCACACAACUCAAAUCCUCCACCCCCAACGCCGAUCUCACAUCUAGUCCUUCCAUCCCUAAAUCCCCUACCCCUUCAUCGCCAGACGCCAAAACAGCAAGCCAGGGUCCCGGCUCAGCAGCACCCGACCAUCCCAUCCUCCCACCAUCGUCUCCCUCCACAUACCAACCCCACUCAGCCUCCCCUUCAGCUCCCCAGCCCCCAACCAGCAAUCCCAGCUCCGCCAACCUCCUCCGCACCAAGAUCUCCACCCUCCAAUCACAGACAUCAACCCUGCAAACCCAGCUCUCAAGCACCUACGCCCAGCUCGCCGCCAAGACCACCCCGGCACCCGAAUCCGAUCCAGCCGCAAAAGCGGAAGCCAUACUGAAACGCCACAUCCGCCUCCUACACGAAUACAACGAGAUCAGGGAUGUGGGGAUGGGGCUUAUGGGCUUGAUUGCCGAUGCGAGGGGCGUCAGGCUGGGUGAGGUUAUGGAUGGGUUUGGCGUGGGGGCGGAUGGCGAUUGA